UGGGGGUGCAGAAAGAAAUCUUGGAGGAGUAGUAAGAAAGCCCCAAACUUUAAAAAAAUUUCUUAACCCUUCACCCAAGUUCAAAAGAAAGCUCACAUUCCCCAACUGCCACCGGUGGAGUUCGACAGCGACACACGGUGGUUUAGGCGGCGGUAAUAGCGACGACGAUCGAGUGGUAGAAGAAGAAAAUCGUUGACGAGGUUCCAUUCUUCUGUCUCUCUCUGCAAUCUCCAAUUCCAAUCCAUGUUUGCUUCGGUGAGCAACAGCAGCAGCAUCAAUAUAUUACGCCGCUGCGCUCUCCUCCGUCCACGUGUCCUCACUCUUGAAUUUUGCUCUCUCCUGCACAGGUUCGGUGCUUCAGCUCCGAUGGACAAUGGCAGCAACAACCGCUUUUCCUCCUACGCUCACGCCUCUUCCAGUUAUCUUGGAGUAUUCUAGUGUACAAAACUUUUGAGGAUUGAAGCUCAAGAUUUGCGGUUUCAUUGGUCUGUAUACAUAAAGCAGGAGGUUUUAUGCUUUUUGAUCUUUAUGUUCAAUUUUGGCAGUGGCCGUGGAAAGGCUUUUGAUAUGAGAAAUGAUAGAGAAAAAACAAGAGGGCGUGGUGGGGAGAGUGGCUCAGGAAAGGACAAAAUCGACGCUCUUGGUAGGCUCCUGACACGAAUUUUGCGACAUAUGGCAUCUGAAUUGAAUUUGAAAAUGCGAAAUGAUGGUUUUGUGAAAGUUAAUGAUUUGCUAAAGCUGAAUAUGAAGACAUUUGCUAAUAUUCCAUUGAGAUCGCACACUGUUGAUGAUAUUAAGGAGGCUGUUCGAAGAGAUAAUAAGCAACGGUUUAGCCUCAUGGAAGAGAAUGGGGAACUAUUAAUACGUGCAAACCAAGGCCACACUGUAACGACUGUUGAAACUGAAAGCUUAUUGAAACCAAUCCUUUCAGCUGAAGAAGUUCCAGUUUGUGUGCAUGGAACCUACAGAAAGAACUUGGAAUCAAUUCUAGGAUCUGGGCUGAAGCGCAUGAAAAGAUUGCAUGUUCAUUUCUCUUGUGGUUUACCAACAGAUGGAGAAGUAAUUAGUGGUAUGAGGCGAGAUGUCAAUGUUCUUAUCUUUAUUGACGUCAGAAAAGCAUUGGAGGAAGGUAUGAAGCUUUACAUUUCUGACAACAAGGUAAUCUUGACGGAAGGUUUUGAUGGCGUUGUUCCUCCCAAAUUUUUUGAGAAGAUAGAAUCAUGGCCUAGCAGACAACCUAUUCCCUUUUGAAACUCUCUUAUAGAAACCUAGUAAGUUGAGGAUUAUUAGAUAUGAUUGUGUAAAACCUCUUACAAGAAUUAACAUUUGGUUUCUUGUUUCUUUUUUCUUCUUAGAGAACUCAGUCACAUUAUUUUGGAUAAUUGAGUUAUUCAUAUAUGUAGAGAUAGUGUAUUAUGUACCAUAUCAUUUAUAUCUUGUUGAUUUUUAA
Molecule: messenger RNA, 1450 nt
Organism: Vigna unguiculata (cowpea)
Lineage: Eukaryota; Viridiplantae; Streptophyta; Magnoliopsida; Fabales; Fabaceae
Biological process (GO): tRNA splicing, via endonucleolytic cleavage and ligation
Molecular function (GO): tRNA 2'-phosphotransferase activity
Source: RefSeq, a predicted model, not a curated record